Messenger RNA from Tricharina praecox, 1943 nucleotides. RefSeq lists its product as uncharacterized. The record is from RefSeq and is a predicted model, not a curated record. Gene Ontology annotation, biological process: regulation of transcription by RNA polymerase II. NCBI's taxonomy places the organism in Eukaryota, Fungi, Ascomycota, Pezizomycetes, Pezizales, Pyronemataceae. The transcript has a single exon. Gene Ontology annotation, molecular function: DNA-binding transcription activator activity, RNA polymerase II-specific. Bases 474 to 1850 code for a protein of 458 amino acids.
AUUAUCUUCUGUCCCCCUCCAACUCGAUCCCAGCUCCAACGUCAACCCCCAAAUAUAUUUUCUGAGUUCUCACGAACCACGUUCUUUGCACAUACAUCUUUUUUUGGGUGGCGUUUGGGAAACGGAUACCCACUGCAGUGUGAUUGACGCAAGUAUAUCGAGAAAAUGCCGCCCCGGAGGUCGCACACAAAGUCGCGAACAGGUUGUCAGAGAUGCAAGAGCCGCAGAAUAAAGGUAUGACCCGAGUACGGAUACGGCGCUGAACGGGUUAGGCAUCAACGAUUUUCAUACUGCGUGGAUGUACGAGCAUAGUUCGAUUUGCUAACCCUUGCCUCCAGUGCGAUGAGACCCAUCCUUCGUGCAACAACUGCAUCAAUCAUGCUAUUGUCUGUGAUUUCUCACUGCUUCUCGAAGAGCAUCGCGCUACUUCCCAGGAGGUUCAGGCGGCUCCGCGAGUCACUGCUGCACAUGUGAUGACACCGUCAUCGACCGCGGCUUCAUCACCUGCGGAGCUCCCAACGCCUCGUUAUUCACCCAGCGUGCCUGAUGUCCAACAGUCACGCGCGCUGGAGCUGAUGGACUCUAUGCCUUCGCUUAUCUUCACGGGAGCAUUAGACGAUGACGAUGGCUGGGGAGAAGCACCUGGGAUAUCUCCGUGGUAUCCCAUCACGGUUUUCUGCACGAUCGGGCCCAGCGGCUGCAGUGAUAGUGAUACUAUGGAUCCUCUCCUUCUCCACAGUACCGACGGCAUGGAGUGGUACAAUCCAGGGCUGCCGUCUCCAUCCCCGUCAUCACUGCCUUCACCAUCCCAUAACGCAACAUCGGCGAGCCAACUUUCGAUCUCCCGUCCCUUGUAUCCAGGAAUCGCAACAGUGCAACAGACCAGUCUCAAUGUGCUCGACCUCUCACUGAUGCAUCACUGGUCAACCUCCACUAGCUACACAGUCACCAGCCGCGGGGAUGUCCAGCAACUAUGGCGCAUCCACAUCCCGGUGAUGGCCUUCCAGCACCCAUUCCUGAUGCACUCGACCCUCGCCGUCUCCGCACUCCACCUGCACUCCAAAGAAUCCGACCCCUCCAAGAACCAACCCCUCCUCUCCGCCGCCACUCACCACUACGAGCGCGCUGUUCGCAGUCUCGCAGCGAGCCUCACGAACAUCACUCCGGAUAACUGCCAAGCGAUAUUCGUCGCGGCGGGGCAAGUCGCGAUCUUCUCCUUCGUAGCCUCGCGCAUCAGCGACACCAGCGGGCACAAGCCCUCCCAGAUCGCCUCCUGGAUCCCUUUGCUCCGCGGCGUCAAGAGCAUCCUGAUGCGGUCCUGGGACUGGGUGAUAACCAGCCCGCUCGCACCGAUCAUCACGCAGCACCAAGCCACAGGCAUCGACGCGCUUGACGCCGAGACCGAGCAGGCGAUCCAGAGCCUGUACCGGCUGUGCACGGACCGCACGCUGCCGGACGCAGGCGAGCUGUCGGACCCCACCGUCUCGACCGCGUACUUCUCCGCGAUCGCGGAGCUGCGCCGCGCCUUCACCGAAGUCUCGAGCUGGGACUCCGUCCUCGGCGAUAUCUUCAAGUGGCACAUCUUUGUCGCCGACCGCUUCGUAGAGCUGCUGAACGCGUGCCGUCCCCGUGCCCUGGUCAUCUUUGUGCACUACUGUGCACUGUUCACUCGCUUCGAGAAGUCCUGGUGGGCCAGGGGCAGCUUCGUCCAUGAGCUCAGGAAGUGUGAGAAACAUCUCGGCGAGGAGUGGAGGCCGUGGAUCACGUGGCCGAGACUCAUGAUUCUUGCGGGGAACAUGGAGGGUGCAGCGAACAUGGAGGGUGCGGGAUUGCCGGGGGGAAGGAUCUGAGCUGCUGCUAUGUAUUGACCGGUUGUGUUUUCUUCCUGUUUGGGUUUGGGUAUCGGGAGUUUUGUGUAUUGUACUGUAGUUUGAUAUCCGAAG